Plasmopara halstedii is the source of this 1065-nucleotide messenger RNA. RefSeq lists its product as uncharacterized. The record is from RefSeq and is a predicted model, not a curated record. NCBI's taxonomy places the organism in Eukaryota, Oomycota, Peronosporomycetes, Peronosporales, Peronosporaceae. The transcript has a single exon. The coding region runs from base 698 to 961 and encodes 87 amino acids.
UCGCAUCAGUACUUCGUGCCAAAUCCACUUUAAAAAUAUUUAUUGUACACUGAAGGAGUAAGGCCGAUUUCCUUGUUGCUUUGUACGAGUUGCAGAACGAGAGUUUUCGGCAUAAGCUGCGUCUAAAACGAUACUUUGUUUUAAAUGGCUGAAGCGUAUUUCUCAGCCCCUGCGACAGCUGUCAUCAUGACAAACUGGCCCAUUCAUUAAAAAAAUUAUUACAACGAUGUGAGCAGCCGUUGUUCCUUUUAGCCUUGUUCUUGCACCGAUCAUAUCGACUUUUUUAAUUUCGUCUCUUGAGACGGAUUUGACCUCACUCAUAGCGAUGUCGGAAUCAGCAUUCUAUUUUAUUUGCGCUUGUUUGAUGAAGAACACGGGCAACUACGCCGACAGAUAAUGGUCUGGUAUAAUGCUGAGACCUAUAUUAUUUGCAUAAUCCCCUCCGAAUUCUCUAGUGCUCUUGGUUUCUGGAAAUACCUUCAUCAGUGCGCAGGCUUCGCACUAGCUCUUCCGAGCGUUUCUGUGUACACAUCAACAUGUGAGAAACUCUUUUGCGAGCUCGCUCUAAUUCAUUCUGCGAGAAGAAACCGAUUGCAACCGAAGAAGGUAAAAAACAAGCAUUGUCAGGGGUGCUGUAAGAAAGAAGGGCAUGAAGGAAGGUUCGGAUAAAGCUCCACAAAAUCAUAUAGCCCUGUAAAUGUUUACGUUGUCGAUCCAACUGAGCGCCGAAUCAUUGAACACGCUGGUAACAAUCGCUUCUUCCAAGGACAUGUGCCCAAUCGUAUUGGACAGCGACUUUCAAAGUGAUUUUUCGUGCGCCUUGGAAGAUGCACCUAACGAUACAAUUGCUGUUGCAGACAUUUAUCCAACAACCAUCCUCAAAAGAUUCCAUGCAGCAGGGAAGAUCCAAAAUUUAAUGCAGGAUACAAAUGAUUUGGGAGAUGACGUAAUUGAGGAGUAGUACUUAGUUUUGGUGUUGUUCGUGCACCCUGGUCAGUAGGGGGGAUUUUAGUUGGCCUCAUAGGUCUCGUGGGUCUCGCCUCCAUGGCAUGCGUGGUCGUAAGC